Molecule: messenger RNA, 4447 nt
Organism: Pimephales promelas (fathead minnow)
Lineage: Eukaryota; Metazoa; Chordata; Actinopteri; Cypriniformes; Leuciscidae
Source: RefSeq, a predicted model, not a curated record
CCCUUUCUUCACCGGUUUCCGUGUCUGCUAAACUGUUGCUGACUGAACUUGUCCAGUUGGGCCUGACGAUCGUGGCAACUGGAUAUCUCCUCACGUCGUGACGGUCAAACUGAAACCAGUGCUGAUCUGUUUCCAAUGUUAGUUUAGCUGCAGUAUGUCAGAGGAGCGAGGAAAUGACUCUCUCUCUAAGACGAGUCUCUCAGAGGAACAGAGUGAAAGAUCAGACUCACAUGUGUCCAGCUCUGUGUCUGAGAGUGACUGCUCAAAGGAUGGUGCCUUACCGAACUUCAGUGAGAAAAAGACAUCUAUCAAAAACUCUGUGUCUGUGAAGAGUGACAGGUCAAAGGAGGGUGGCCACCCAAACUUCAGUGAGAAAACACCAUCACCAACCAAAGGGCUUAAAUAUGAAACAUUAGAUUCAGAUUUCCAGACUCACAGGAAACACAAGAAUUUCACAAAGAAUCUCCUGUGCAUCUUCCAGGAUCUUGAGAGCAAAAUAAUCACCUUACUGAGAAAUGAGCUGGAAACGUUUAAGAAAAUAUUACAAAAACAGAACACACAAUCCUUAGUGGAGGACUUUAAUGAGAACAGAUCCAGGAUCAGAGAAGCAGCUCUUGAUCUCACACUUCAUUACCUGAGAGAGAUGAAGCAAGAUGAAGCUGCUGAUGCUCUAGAAGGUAAGCUGGUCUUCAUUCAUCAGCUGAAAUGUGGCCUAAAGAAGAAGUAUCAAUGUGUGUUUGAAGGAAUUGCAAAGCAAGGUGACUCCACACUCCUGAAUAACAUCUACACAGAUCUCUACAUCACUCAGGGUAGCAGUGAACAGGUCAAUACUGAACAUGAGGUCAGACAGAUUGAAGUUGCUUCCAGACGUCAUGAAGCUCAAGAGAUACAGGUUGAAUGCACACAUUUGUUUGAAGCGCCUGAACAAGACGAGGAGAUCCGAACUGUACUGACAAAAGGAGUCGCUGGCAUCGGGAAAUCAGUCUCUGUGCAAAAGUUUGUUCUGGACUGGGCUGAAGGAAAAGAAAAUCAAGAUAUCAGCUUCAUAUUUCCUCUUCCAUUCAGAGAGAUGAACUUAAAGGAGAAAGAAAAACUAAGUUUGAUGGACCUUAUAACUCAGUUUUUCCCAGAGACAAAAGGACUGAACCUUACAAGAAGGAAUCAGUUCAAAGUGCUGUUCAUCCUUGAUGGACUGGACGAAUGUCGCCUUCCUCUGAAGUUUGAUUAUAAUGAGACGUGGCGUGAUGUAUCGUCACCAGCCUCUCUGGAUGUUCUCCUAACGAACCUCAUGAAGGGAAAUCUGCUUCCUUCUGCUCUCGUCUGGAUCACCAGCAGACCAGCAGCGGCCAGUAAGAUUCCUCCUGACUGUAUCGACCGGCUGACAGAGAUACGAGGAUUCAGUGACGCACAAAAGCAAGAGUACUUCAGAAAAAGAUUCAAAGAUGAGAAAAUGGCCAAUGAAAUCAUAGAUCAUGUUAAACAAUCAAAGAGUCUCUUUAUCAUGUGCCACAUCCCAGUCUUCUGCUGGAUUUCAGCCACUGUUCUCCAGAACAUUCUGGAGGAGAAGAGAAAUAAUGAUGUGAGAAACACUCAGGCUGAUGAGAUCUCUAAAACACUGCAGGAAUCAAACACUGAAGACACUCCCAAGACUCUGACACAAAUGUACACACACUUUCUCCGCUUUCAGAUCCAGCAGAGCCGCCGGAAAUAUGAUGGAGAAUACACACCAGAUGUUUCCUGGGAUAAAGACACUACCCUUUCACUGGGGAAACUGGCAUUUCAUCAUCUGGAAAGAAACAACCUGAUCUUCUAUGACACAGACCUGGAAGCCUGUGGUCUUGACGUCUAUAAGGCAUCAGUGUACUCAGGCAUGUGUACCCAGAUCUUUAAGGAGGAAACAGGGAUCGUUCUUGGUACCAUGUACUGCUUUGUUCACUUGAGCAUUCAAGAGUUUAUUGCAGCCCUUUAUGCACAUCUGUUUCUAGACAUCAACAAGACAAGUGUGUUUGAUCAUGAGUCUACAGAACAGGAAAGCAGAAAUGAAACCAUGAUUGAUUUUCUCAAGACUGCAGUGGACAAGGCGCUGGAGAGUGACAAUGGACACCUGGACCUUUUCCUUCGCUUCCUCCUCGGUCUGUCACUCCAGUCCAAUCGACGACUCUUACGACGUCUGUUGACACAGCGAGACGACACUGACCAGAGCAACAAGGAAAUAGUUCAGUGCAACAAGGAGAUAGUUCAGUACAUCAAGCAGAAAUUAGAAGCUAAUCUUCCUGCAGAGAGAUCCAUCAAUCUGUUCUACUGUCUGAAUGAACUGAACGACCAAACUCUGGUGAACGAGAUUCAGACCCACCUUAGCAAAGGAAGUCUCUCAUCUGCUGACCUUUCACCUGCCCAGUGGUCUGCUUUAGUCUUUGUGUUGUUGACAUCAGAGGAGGAGCUGGAGGAGUUUGAGCUUCAGAAAUUCAAGAAAUCAGACGAGUGUCUCAUUAGAUUAUCGGCAGUCAUUAAAACCUCCAAAAGAGCUCUGCUAAAUGAUUGUAACUUAACAGACAAAAGCUGUUCAGCUCUGGCUACAGUUCUUGGAUCAGAUACCAAUCUGAAAGAGCUGAACAUUAACAAUAAUAAUCUACAAGAUUCAGGAGUGAAGCUGCUCUGCACUGGACUGAAGAAUAUAAAGUGUACAUUGGAGAUAUUGAGACUUUCAGACUGCAGUAUCACUGAAGAAGGUUAUAAAGCUCUGGCUUCAGCUCUGCGAUCAAACCCUUCACACCUGAUAGAGCUGGAUCUCAGAGGAAAUGAUCCUGGAGAAUCAGGAGUGAAGGAGCUCAAUGAUUUACUGCAGGAUCCAAACUCUCAACUGAAGACACUGAGGUUUUUGAGUCCUGCUGCAGAUGAAGCCUGUCAGUAUGUGACUGGAAUUGUGGGUAAAAACCCAUUACUCACGAGAGAGCUGAAUCUGAAUGAACGUGAACUAGGAGACACAAGAGUGAAUCAGAUCGCUGCUCUACUGCAGGAUAAACACUGUAAACUCAACGCACUGAAUCUGUGGAGUUGCAGUAUUACAGAGGAACAGAGUCUCAUCCUGACUUCAGCUCUGAAAUCAAACCCGUCACACCUGAGACAUCUGGACCUGAGUGGGAAUAAACUAGGAGACUCAGGAGUGAAUCACUUAUGUGACGUACUGAAGGAUUCACACUGUAAACUGGAGGUAUUGAGCUUAAGCCGCUGUAAACUGACGGAUGAAGGUUGUUCUGCUGUGACUUCAGCUCUGAAAUCAAACCCAUCACACCUGAGACAUCUGUACCUGAGUGAGAAUAAACUAGGAGACUCAGGAGUGAAGAACCUCAGUGAUCUACUGAUGAACCCACAGUGCAAACUGGAGAAACUACUUCUGAGGAGUUGCAGUAUGACAGAGGAACAGAGUCUCAUCCUGACUUCAGCUCUGAAAUCAAACCCAUCACACCUGAGAGAUCUGUACCUGAGCUGGAAUAAACUAGGAGACUCAGGAGUGAAUCACUUAUGUGACGUACUAAAGGAUUCACACUGUAAACUGGAGAGAUUGAGCCUACAGUGCUGUGGCAUUACAGAUGUUUCUGCUUUAACUCAGUCUUUGACGAACUCAAAUGCACUGCAGUUUUUAAAAGAGCUUGAUCUGAGCGACAAUAAGAUCAGAGACUCAAAGCAGCUCAGAGACGUGUUACGAGACUCAAACUGUACAGGUGAAAUGGAUUGAGAAGAUCCUAGUCAGAGCUGAGAUGAAGCAAGAAUAAAGAAGUCUUUAGUAUAAGGGCUCAAUCAUGAUGAUAUUGGAAUUUAACUCAUCUAUAUUGAAGCAAUCAAAAUAUUACUAAUCAUAACUGUCAUUGCCAAAUUUGCCACUCCAACGUUUCAAGUGAUAUGACAUUGUUGUGUGCUACACAAUUUCUUUAUGCAUCUAAUAUGACUAUUGUGAGUCCCUAAACAAAUAUUUAGUCUGUUUACACUUUAGGACUGUGAUAUUAAUCAAAUUUUAUUUUUGAUUCUGGCUUCCAAGGAUUAUAAAAAGAAGAUAUUUGAGGUAAAACUUUAACUAUCCACGUUCCAUCUAGCGCAGCUUCCUUUUCUUCACAGCAGAGAGCUUUCCUUCCUUCCUAAAACACAAACUUCACGUCAGAAUCAGCUCAAUCUGUGAUAGUUGAAACUAAUACCGGCGAGAGAUGCUGUUUUCAACUUCAAGGUGGCUCUUGUGUGUGUGUGCGAGUGUGUAUGUGCCUCCCGAAGCGGCUCGCAAAAGACAAGCAAAUUAUACAUUAUGCUUUGUGUAAGUCUAAACUAUCAAAUAGAUGAUGUUAGUGUAUAUUAUUAGUAUGUAAUUAUUUUUAAAAACUUACAUUUUAUAUUUUGUAUAGCUGAUUCAUUUAAGAACAAAAAAUCUUGUUUUGUUAAUAAAAAAGAUUGUAUUGCA